CAUAGAGAAGCUCGGUAAAGCUGGUGAAAUGGUAAAGGUUGCUCCUGGAUAUUUCCGGAACCACUUGAUGCCCAAGUUGCUUGCCGUCCCCAACAUUGACAAAUAUGCGUAUCUCAUCAGAGAACAGAGAAAGCCUCGAACUUGUUCAGAUUUACCAACCUGAUGAAGUGGAGACGGUUACAGUACUUCCACAAACCAAAGAGGACAAAAUGAAGGAAUAUCAAAUGGCUGCCAAGCGUUUGGAUAAUGCUCGCCUGUCUUGGAAGCAAAAAGUCGAUUGCAGCGCUCAAAACCCUUGCAAAGCUCAGAGCAACUGGAUACCAUCAUAUACUGUUUGGGAAAAGUCAGAUUCACUCUCAAUAAUAAGAUCGCAUAUUACAGUCUUUCACCUGUUUGCCUUGAUUAUUGAGUCGCUGAGGAGGCUUAUCAAGGUCGACAAUGAUUUGCGUUCGCCUGUGACAAAAGAUGAGCUCGUAUCAGAGGUGGUGAGGCAGCUUUGUGUGGAUGUCCAGCCAGAGAACCUGCACCUACCAUCUCCAUUAACAACUAUGGGAGAGUACGAGGUGCCACUCCGUCUACCCAGGGCAAUUCCCUUGCCUGUAGGGAAGCUUAACUGGACCCUGAAGGUUAAAAUUAGAAGAAAAUGAAUGAUGGGAUUGUUUUCUUCGCUUACAAGUUUUGCCAGCAAGAAGCUUUUGCAUGAGAUGAUGAUGAUUGUUUUCUUCACUUACAAGUUUUGUCAGCAAGAAGAUUUUGCAUGAGAUGUUGAUGGAGUAAUUGUAGAACUCUGUUGAAUACAUGGAAAUCUCUGCAUGCAAUGAAGUUUCCUUAGGAUUAAUUAACAUCCCCUGAGUUUUGUGCCUCACAACACAUGCUGAGAUUGUGAGGUUUUUUGUUCUGCGAAAGGAGUUUUGUUUGAAGCUUCUGUUUGGGUGGGUGAGAAGAGCAUAUGCUGUAAAGCAGUUCCCCCUCCCCCUCCAAAAUAUUUUGGUCUGACGAUCCAACCAUUACAUUUUCUUAAGAGUCCAGCAGAUUCAUGAAAUUAGAUGCUUAUUCUGACUA
Molecule: messenger RNA, 1062 nt
Organism: Macadamia integrifolia
Lineage: Eukaryota; Viridiplantae; Streptophyta; Magnoliopsida; Proteales; Proteaceae
Product: 50S ribosomal protein L9-like
Exons: 5
Coding region: 105-647 (180 amino acids)
Biological process (GO): translation
Cellular component (GO): mitochondrion; ribosome
Molecular function (GO): structural constituent of ribosome
Source: RefSeq, a predicted model, not a curated record